AUGCCUUGCACCUCUGUUAAGGGCCAGGUCCUCGCCAAUUUGGUGGCUGAGUUUGCUGAAACCCCAUUUGAAGAAAAAGUUGAGAAGCAGAACAUGGAUGGAAAAUCAGUUGGGUCCUUCCUUAAGGCAGCAGGGAAUAAGAGAUGGUUACUAGUCGGCAUGGAUUACUUCACCAAAUGGGUUGAAGCUGAACCAUUAGCGAAUAUUAGGGAUAUGGAUGCCAAGAGAUUUAUCUGGAAAAAUAUUGUCACUCGGUUUGAAAUCCCUUGUACACUCAUCUCAGACAAUGGCCUUCUGUUUGAUAGUAAAGCCUUCAAGAGGUAUUGUAAUGACCUGGGCAUAACAAAUAGAUAUUCCACCUCGGCAUAUCCAAAGGGAAAUGGACAGGCCGAGGCUGUCAAUAAGGUCAUUGUGAGUGAGCUCAAAAAGAGGCUGGAUGAUGUAAAAGGAAAAUGGGUGGAAGAGUUGCCACAUGUCCUUUGGACAUAUCGAACUACACUUCAUAGGUCCAUUGGGGAGACGCCCUUUUCAAUGACUUAUGGGGCCAAGGUUGUGAUUCCUCUGGAGACAGGAUUUCCAACGCUAAGAACAAGCUCUUUUACCUCGAGCAGCAAUGAUGGGCUAUUGGAGAAGAGUUUAAAUUUAAUUGAAGAGUGA
Molecule: messenger RNA, 657 nt
Organism: Quercus robur (English oak)
Lineage: Eukaryota; Viridiplantae; Streptophyta; Magnoliopsida; Fagales; Fagaceae
Exons: 2
Coding region: 1-657 (218 amino acids)
Biological process (GO): DNA integration
Molecular function (GO): nucleic acid binding
Source: RefSeq, a predicted model, not a curated record